CUUUUUUCUCAGCGCUGAUAAAACAAACUUGCGUGAGUCAUUUAAUUCACUGGAUAAGCGCGAUGAGAAGAGCUCAAUACACAGGACCCUGACACAGGAUGGACGCAGUAUAAGGAAGAUCGCGAACAGAUCUACACUGAUGAAACUGCUCCAGUCUCAGUCACUGUUGACAAGAGAGAGAUCUUUCAGACCCAUCAGAAGAUCAGAAACAGACUCCAGUACCAUCACCACACACACAGGUGGAUCACACACCACCACAAAAGGAUUCAGUUGAAACGAAGACGGGCUGAAGUCAGUUGAUAUCUGAUUUUACACAACAUCACUGACAGCUGCUAAAGGCUCAUUCAGACUUUGAUUUGACCGUUUUUACCACAAUGGACUCACUGAGUGAUACCCAAAGGAAUGUCUCUUUGGACUUCAACUACAGCUAUUUCAAAUCCAACUUCUCAGAGUCAGAGGUCAUACAACCCACUGGGAAGAACUGGCCAGCCUUGUUCAUCCUGGUCUUUAUAUUCCUCACCGUUGCAGGAAAUAUACUUGUGAUUAUGGCAGUGUCCAUUGAAAACAAGCUGCACAAUGCAACCAACUUCUUCCUCUGCUCUCUGGCCGUGGCAGACAUGCUGGUGGGAUUUCUGGUCAUGACAAUCUCACUAAUCAGCAUCCUGUACAAUUACACCUGGCCUCUACCUGAAGCUCUGUGUCCCAUUUGGAUCUUCCUGGAUGUGCUCUUCUCUACAGCCUCCAUCAUGCACCUGUGCGCCAUCUCUCUCGACCGCUAUAUCGGCAUCCGUAAUCCAAUCCAAUACAGCCGCAGCAACCUACAUUUUAAAGCCAUGCUAAAAAUCAUCUCUGUCUGGACAGUGUCUGUAGUGUUGUCUCUGCCUAUCCCAGUGAUGGGUUUUCUGGAUAAGAAGAAGGUGUUUGUGAAUGGCACCUGCACCCUAAACGAGCCUCGCUUCGUCCUUGUCGGCUCGUUUGUGGCCUUCUUUGUUCCUCUGGUCAUCAUGGUGGUUUGCUACUACCUCACCCUGCGAGUUCUUCAGCAGCACAGCACUUCCUUUCCCACAGAGAGAAAGAGUCACUCCAAAGAUUCUUCUGCUGAGAUAAGUGACUCAAGUCUACUCGACAAUGACGCGGUGAACAAGAAGCCUACAUCUGGACCUGGCAAAAGUUUAUUUAAAGCUUCACAAGGCCAAAAGAGACGAGGCAUGAUGCAAGCUAUCAAAAAUGAGAAACGUGCCUCCAAAGUCUUGGGCAUUGUCUUCUUUCUAUUCCUGGUGAUGUGGUGUCCGUUCUUCAUCACCAAUGUUUUGGUCGCUAUCUGUCAGGACAACUGCAGCAAGUAUCUCUAUAUGCUUAUUAAUUUGUUUGUGUGGGUGGGAUAUAUAUCCUCUGGAGUGAACCCUCUCAUUUACACCCUUUUCAACAAGACGUAUCGUCAAGCCUUCGCUCGCUACCUGCACUGCAAAUAUCGCGAAGACGUGCCACAGAAGAAACAUCGUAUUGUGAGGUAAAGUCAGUCACGUCCACCAGUGC
Molecule: messenger RNA, 1536 nt
Organism: Xyrauchen texanus (razorback sucker)
Lineage: Eukaryota; Metazoa; Chordata; Actinopteri; Cypriniformes; Catostomidae
Product: 5-hydroxytryptamine receptor 2A
Exons: 5
Coding region: 375-1514 (379 amino acids)
Biological process (GO): chemical synaptic transmission; G protein-coupled receptor signaling pathway, coupled to cyclic nucleotide second messenger
Cellular component (GO): plasma membrane; dendrite
Molecular function (GO): G protein-coupled serotonin receptor activity; neurotransmitter receptor activity
Source: RefSeq, a predicted model, not a curated record